GCAUCCCAUCACCACCGAACGGUCGCAAACAUGGCCACAGAAUUGACCGUCCAAAGCGAGCGUGCUUUCCAGAAGCAGCCGCAUAUCUUCCUCAACUCGAAGGCCCAGAGCGGCAAGACCAAGCGCGUCGGCAAAGGCGGUCGGAGAUGGUACAAGGACGUCGGGCUUGGGUUCAAGACCCCGAAGACGGCCAUUGAGGGCAACUAUAUCGACAAGAAGUGCCCCUUCACCGGGCUAGUCUCCAUCCGCGGCCGUAUCCUCACCGGAACCGUUGUUUCCACGAAGAUGCAUCGAACUCUCAUCAUCCGACGCGAAUACCUCCACUUCGUCCCCAAGUACUCGCGAUACGAGAAACGACACAAGAACCUUGCGGCACAUGUCUCCCCUGCCUUCCGUGUGGAAGAAGGUGAUCAGGUCACCGUCGGCCAGUGCAGACCUUUGAGCAAGACGGUCCGAUUCAACGUUCUACGAGUGCUGCCAAGGACUGGAAAGGCUGUCAAGAAGUUCAGCAAGUUCUAGAUUCUGUUUCUGCAUGGCGAGAGGCUCUACAUGGUUCCUUACGGUAAAAAUGGGUAUUCAUAUCGACAAACGGCGAUAG
Molecule: messenger RNA, 598 nt
Organism: Eremomyces bilateralis CBS 781.70
Lineage: Eukaryota; Fungi; Ascomycota; Dothideomycetes; Eremomycetales; Eremomycetaceae
Product: 40S ribosomal protein S11
Exons: 3
Coding region: 31-519 (162 amino acids)
Biological process (GO): translation
Cellular component (GO): ribosome; cytosolic small ribosomal subunit
Molecular function (GO): structural constituent of ribosome
Source: RefSeq, a predicted model, not a curated record